Messenger RNA from Ilyonectria robusta, 435 nucleotides. RefSeq lists its product as uncharacterized. The record is from RefSeq and is a predicted model, not a curated record. The transcript has 2 exons. The coding region runs from base 1 to 435 and encodes 144 amino acids. Lineage: Eukaryota; Fungi; Ascomycota; Sordariomycetes; Hypocreales; Nectriaceae.
AUGGACAUUGGCGACUUCCCGCAACAGCCGCGGGUGGAAAAAGUGGAUCGACAUAUCCGCGUUGCCUUCAAUGGUUUGGAGAUUGCAGAGACGACUGACGCUUAUUGGGUGCUUCAGGCGCAUCGCCCACCUGAAUACUACCUCCCUCGGUCUUCUUUCAAGGUCCCCUUAACGCCAACUGGAUAUCGGCCACCGUGUGAGUGGAAGGGACAGUCGACGCACUACGCUAUCAUUGGGCCGGAUGGAUGUGUCAUAGCGAAUCGGGCUUGGUCCUAUGAAACGCCGAAUCCACUGUACAAGGCCAUCCAGGGCUAUGUGUCCUUCUAUGCGCGCCCCUGGCAGUGCUAUGUUGAUGGGGAGCGCGUGGUGCCUCAGCGGUCGGAUCUCCAUGGGGGAUGGGUUACAUCGGAGAUCAUAGGUGCAGAGGAUUCGUGA